This is a messenger RNA of Daktulosphaira vitifoliae (grape phylloxera), 1025 nucleotides long. Its product is annotated as E3 ubiquitin-protein ligase RING2-like. The coding region runs from base 152 to 796 and encodes 214 amino acids. NCBI's taxonomy places the organism in Eukaryota, Metazoa, Arthropoda, Insecta, Hemiptera, Phylloxeridae. Gene Ontology annotation, molecular function: metal ion binding. The transcript is spliced from 3 exons. The record is from RefSeq and is a predicted model, not a curated record.
AUUGGUGAAGUCACUUAAAAUAUCAAAUGACGUUAGAUAUAAAGUAUAAAUGUUUAUGUAUGAAUUGUAAAUUUUUUUUGAAAAUUUUUUUACUAAAGGUAGCUUUUUAUGACUUGUUCCAUUUACAUGAACUCCGUCCAUAUAUCAGCCGAUGUUUGGAUUGCAUAAUGAUGCAGUCAUAAUAAUACUAAUUUGUUUCGAGAUGACAAAGUACCUAGGCUUACCUAAGCCAGAUCAUGGUAAACGUUUUUGCAGCGUUUGCCAGGAAAACAAAGCAAAUAUGAAAACUGAAUGCGGUCACUCAUUUUGCGUGAAGUGUAUCUAUCAAACCAUAGAGACUGGAAUAACACAAUGUCCGCUGUGCAAAGUGAGCUUGGAUUAUUUGAAACAAAUAUUUGACAGAUUAAUUUCAAAAGAAUCCUCAAAUCAAAACGAAAAUAAACAACAAAUAACACAGUCUCAACAACACACUAAUGAACAUGAAAAUAAUAAUAUUCAUAAUGAAAGUUCUGAUAAAGAAAAGGAUCAUGUUGAAUUGACAUAUACUAAUGAAAAUUUACCUUCAGACAAUCGGUUUGGCUAUUUUGCAAAUUCUGGUAACAUGUAUGAUAGGCAAACGGGACAGAUCAUUAGUGGUUAUAAUUAUGAAUCAUACGAUAGUGGGAAUGAUCCGUAUAACACACAAAACUCAAAUGCAAUGUAUAAACCAGUGCCGCAAGAACCAUAUGAUGAAAAUAUUCAUCGGUUUGUCAAUAACUGGUUCGCUGUCGAUGUUCCUCAGUAUGCUGAACAAUAAAACUAAAACAAUAUCAUUUCGUUAAAAUUUUACGUAAUUUAUUAUUAGUGCAUUAUUUAUUGAAACAAUUAUUUUAUUUAAAAACUGCGACAUUUGAAAAUCAAAAUUAUUAUCACGUUUAUUAUUAAUGAUUUACAACUUAUUUAACCGUUAUUUUGUUUAAUACUUUGUACAUAUAUAACAAUUAAUUGCUAAAUAUUAUUCAAUAAAUUGUUUUAUUAUUACCUUA